GUGGCGUCUGCCUCGAGGAUCCAGGGUAACUUCUCUUGGCGAAGACAUUUAUAUCAUCGAAUGAUAACAAUACAGGCACAGGCAGCGUCCCCUUACUAGGACUCAGUCUUCCAAUGUUCUGCUUGCACAGGCGCCGACGAAAGACCCGCACGGAAAACCCUAGCUUGCAUCCUAUUCUAAGCAAUCAUACCCCAGAAAUCCCACCAGAAAACGACGCUCCCCUCUGCUCAACAUGCUCAUCCCUCAAUCUCCACACAAUCUUACAUGACGGCGUCCAAAAAGAACACGCAAUCCCCCUCGGUCAUCUCACAGACAUCCUCGACAAAUCUAACCAAUGCGGACUGUGCAACCUCGUAGCUAUUGUCAUCCGCCGUGCGUGGCACUUGGAUAAGCUGCCUGGUAUCGACAUUGCUGAUAUUACCUGUGCGCUGUAUGCGAGGGAGUGCGGGUAUCCACGCAUUCCUGAUUAUGUCUCUCCUGUAUUCAGGGAUAUCUGUCAUCGGCUGUAUAUCCAGUCUGAAAAACCUCGGGAUGUUACAGCCGCUAUAGCCGCCGCGCAGUCAAACUUCUUGCUGGAUAUUCAGCUCCUGGGAGAAGACGCUUUCAGGGUUGGCAGGACGGAAGAACUUCAUGGCAGGAGAGUUGGUCAGAAUGUUGAUAUCACCCUGUUGAAGAGAUGGAUCCACAUCUGUGAACACGAACAUGGAGAGCUAUGUGAAAGAGUAUGGUGGAGGGACGCUGGAGAUGUUCUUCCGAAGAGCGUAAGAGUCGUGGAUGUAACUCGAAUGGCUGUGGUUCACGCUCCGCCCUCUUGCCGUUUUGUCGCUCUUAGCUACCUAUGGGGAGGUACGGGAGAAGAGUAUUGGACGACACGGGCAAAUCUCAAGCGGCGCAGAGCACAAGGCGGCCUUGACAUAUCAGUGCUGCCAGGCACGAUCUUAGACACCAUUCAACUCGUCCGUCAGCUCGGCGAGCGAUACCUGUGGAUUGACGCGUUGUGUAUCGUGCAAGAUGACCCUAAGGACAAGGCAGUGCAAAUCGGCGUAAUGGAGCUUAUCUACGGCAGCUCCGCGUUCACAAUCUUCGCUGCGGGCGGCACUUCCGCGCAUGAUCCUCUCCCGGGCAUCCGCCCAGGGACUAGGGAUCCCAAACAACAAAUAGCUAAAAUCCAAGGCCUUCACCUCGCCGUCCCCCUGGUCCUCCCCCGUGAGGCCAUAGCAAGUUCCGCAUGGGACACACGUGGCUGGACAUAUCAAGAACUCAUGCUCUCGCGCCGCCGCAUCUUCUUGACACCCUAUCACGUGCACUUUGAAUGCGGAGAGGAUGUAUGGAGCGAAGAUGUCAUCGCAGAGCGCAUCAACAUCCCCUGGGAUUCACACCCCCUGAAGUACGGCGGUGCAGGUGGGUUCACGUCCGUGCGUGCCCCACCGCAGUGGACGGACCAUAUAUAUAUGGUGCACUAUAUGAGCAUCAUUGGAAAGUAUACGCAACGCAAGCUUACCAUGGAGUCCGACAUCGUGAACGCUGUUACGGCGCUCAUCAAUGCUAUGACCAAGGGGUUUAAGUUGGCUGGUGGUUACCCUGAUCAAGCGUUCCGGUUCGGGAUGCCCCUCAUUGACCUGGAACUCGCGUUAGUGUGGCAGCCAACGGCUAAUACAUCCUGUAUGCGGCGCAUCCCUGGGGAUGGAAAUAUGACGCCGUGGCCGUCCUGGUCGUGGGCUGCGUGGCGGGGUGCUGUCCAAUACAGCGAAGUAAGCUUGUUCGUUGAUGCACAGAAUGGGGGCGUUUCUCCGUGGAUAACCCAGUCACUGGUGGAAAAGUGGUAUAUUGUGGAUGAUAAUGGUCAGCUUGUUCCCCUGGAUGUUCGACGUACUGGUCGGAUGGCAAGAUCUGUUGAAGAAGCAAAUUCCAGUCCAUACGUCAUUCCGAAAGGCGAUAUCGACGCACAAACUCUGAUCACAGAGAAUGCGCCCCUGCGGCCUGGGACGCUAGUAUUCAGGACUCGUUCAGCUCGUUUCAACGUUACGAAAGCGGACGAUGUCGUCGGUGCUGACCCCGAGGCGAACUACGUCACAUAUUCCAUACUAUCCGACAUUCCUCGAUCAUCGACGUUAGUAGGGCGUGUCAUCCUUCCGUCUUCCACCCAUUCACCGACUUCAUGUGAAUUUAUUGUUCUGUCUCGCACAGACGAUGUCGGAGGGUUGUAUGAUGAGGAUACAUUGGGGAAACGAUAUCUCGGAUGCAUGUUGUAUGUGAUGGCCGUGCAGAAGAUGCAGGGUGAGCAGCGGAUGGAGCGGGUUGGGGUGGGGGUUAUAUUUGAACAUGCUUGGCCGAACGCGACUCCGGAGCAAAAUGUUGUUUUACUGGGAUAACAGUGAAGUUGCUCGAAUGCAGACUGAACGCCACACAGAGCAUCAUAGGAUUUGAGGACCGUUUACGGCUCCCGUCAUGAUUGUCGACAUGAAAUGAAUAUUUUAUUUCACCAUCUACGCUCACAUAA
Molecule: messenger RNA, 2500 nt
Organism: Suillus subalutaceus
Lineage: Eukaryota; Fungi; Basidiomycota; Agaricomycetes; Boletales; Suillaceae
Product: heterokaryon incompatibility protein-domain-containing protein
Exons: 1
Coding region: 114-2372 (752 amino acids)
Source: RefSeq, a predicted model, not a curated record